Molecule: messenger RNA, 2084 nt
Organism: Centropristis striata (black sea bass)
Lineage: Eukaryota; Metazoa; Chordata; Actinopteri; Perciformes; Serranidae
Exons: 2
Coding region: 298-1044 (248 amino acids)
Source: RefSeq, a predicted model, not a curated record
AGAAAAAAGGGAUUCACAAAACUUGACAACCGUAAGUUACGGAGAAAAAAAACGAUGAUUCUGUAAAGAUUUUGUACAUAUAAGUUUGUAAAAUGUAACUAGCUGUAGAACAGGAGUGAUUCUCUUGUUUGUUUUCCAGAUCUAAAUGUAAAUCUUCCCACAUGUUGCUGAUCUUCUGGUGACAGUUUGAAUUCUCACUUACAGCUGCUUUUAUUUCCAUUAGUCAUCACUUCCUCCUCGAUAAAAAGACUUUAUUUUAGUCGCCUGUUACUAGACGAGGUCCGGCCGGCUGCAGAGAUGUUUCAUCUCUUCCUCCUCCUCGCUGCAGGAUUCUGUCACAGCGCGACUGACAUGCAGUUAGUCACUGUGCUGCAGGGCUCAGUGGCCACCCUGCCCUGUCCUGAGGAGGGAGAUGUGACGUGGAGCCGCUACAUAGCUGGUGAACAGGUCCCUCUGGUCACCAUCACAAACGGCCUUGAGACACAAAAAACUGAACGCUUUGGUUCCCUGGCAGAUAAAUCUCUGGUCAUAACAAACAUUAUAGCCUCUGAUACUGCAACAUACUUGUGCAAUAAGGCUCGAGUGUAUCUGAACGUGACAACGGAUCCUAAAGCCGUGAGGCCCAGUGCUGGAAAUGAACCGGUCACACAGAGAAACGACGGAUUCAGCCAGAAGGACGCCAACCGACAAGCUGCAGACUUUUGGAAAUUUCCUGUCGGAGUCCUUGUCGGAGUCCUUGUUGGAGCGGCGUUGGUGCUUUCAGUGAUCGUCACUGUGAGAUUCUGCUCCAAACGCUCAGACAGAACUGUCACUGAGGUGAUUUAUGAGGAGGUCCGAGCUGGAGUGGAGCAGCCAGGGGGGGACUCUUAUUUUGAAAGUCCUUACUAUACAACAAGUAUCAGUGAAACGCCGAGCGCCUCCACAGCUCCAUCACACAAUAAUAUGUACAGCUCUGUGAGCAGGCUGACGGCUGAAGGAACCACUGAGGAGUGUGUGUAUUCACUCGCCCAAAACCCACUUCAGACAGGAAGUACUGAUCAAUAACCAGCUGCCACUGAGAGAUAAACAACAACAACAACAGCUGAUAAACUGAGGAAACUUAGCCUUUGUGCUUCACUAGAGACAUUUUUGGUGUUUUAAACAUUUUCUUUCAAUCAUUUUGGCUUUGUUUAUGCAAAUGGUAUACACUGUAAAAAUAAAUAAAAACAUCCAGAAAUUUACAGUAUUAUUUUAGUGUGAUUUCAUGUUUUUCUACAUUAAGUGCAAAAUUAAUAUAAUGGGACAUUUUUACAGGAAAACUUUUAACUUUUAUGUUAAACUUCUUUUCCAAAGAAAUUGUCAAAAAAUGUAAAAAGUCUGGCAGCUUAAGUUGCCAAACACUUAUCUUCAUAUUAAAGUAAAAUAAAUAUUAUUAAUAUUAAUAUUAUUCUACAGAUAUAUCUUUUUAAAAAUACAGAUACUUAAUGUUUAUUAUUGGACACAAAAAUUAAAAUGCAUCAAAAUCAUUGUUGUUGCUAAUCAGCUAGUAAACAGAAUGAUUUUCUUUUUUUUGUUUUCUUCUUUCUCAUUAAAAACAACAGUGGCAUGUGUUGUAAAAAAACAUUUUAAAUUCUAAAAAAUGAAUGCAUAUUUAGUGACUGAUGUGGGUUAAAAAAAAUAAUAUUAAUAUACAAUAUUUUUGUAGCAGUUUUAGGGACAUUUUUGUUCCUUAAAAGGUAACAAGUUUUUCUAUUUAAAUUGGACACUGCACAAAGAAUAAAAAAUGCAUCAAAAACAAUGAUGUUGCUAUGACCACUGACAUUUGUCAGACUGUAAAGAUUGAAAAAAAAAAAAAAGACAUUUUUGUUAAGGUGAAAAACAACAGUUGCAUUAUGUAACCAAAGUGGCAUUUAAAUGGUUCAAUUUCCAAACAAUAGAUAAAUAGAUUUUAAAAUAUGAAUAUUUGGUAGUUAUGAUCAGGACUGCUGUUAAAAUAAUAUACAUGAAUAUAUAAUUCUAUGCCAUUUUUAUCCUCUGAGGAUUUGAGAUGAACUUUGUAAAUAAAGACAUGAGGCAAUGAUGAUAAUGAGCUGUCAAUGUCAGAG